Molecule: messenger RNA, 4352 nt
Organism: Nannospalax galili (Upper Galilee mountains blind mole rat)
Lineage: Eukaryota; Metazoa; Chordata; Mammalia; Rodentia; Spalacidae
Gene: Ttc21a
Product: tetratricopeptide repeat domain 21A
Exons: 29
Coding region: 106-4047 (1313 amino acids)
Biological process (GO): protein localization to cilium; intraciliary retrograde transport
Cellular component (GO): intraciliary transport particle A
Molecular function (GO): protein binding
Source: RefSeq, a predicted model, not a curated record
CAAGGACGCGCGCGCCUCGAACUUCGGGCUUCUAGUUGAUCGACCAGAGCUGGGAAUCCCGCUCCUCAGGGCCGCACCUGACCCCGGAGGCGUCAGAGCCGGAAGAUGAACAGCGAUGACUCCUCCCUCAUGGCUGGGAUUAUCUACUACAGCCAGGAAAAGUACUUCCACCACGUGCAGCAGGCUGCGAGCACGGGCCUGGAGAGAUUCAGCAAUGACCCUGUGUUACAGUUCUUUAAAGCAUUUGGAAUCCUCGGGGAAGAGCGUAUCCACGAUGCCAUCAGUGAGCUGGAGAGCAUCAAGAGCUACCCAGACAUGUGUCUAUGCUCUGUCAUCGCCCUGCUUUAUGCUCACAAACGCUGUGACACCAUUGAUGGAGAAGCUGUCCAGGAGCUGGAGAGCAGCUUAAAGGAAAUCCGCAAGACAGCCAGUGACACUGCCCUGUACUACGCCAGCCUGUUCUUCUGGCUCAUAGGCCACCACGACAAAGCCAGGGAAUAUGUUGAUCACAUGCUGAAGGUCUGCAGUGGCUCCAGAGAGGGCUAUAUACUUAAAGGCUGGGUGGACCUCACCUGCAAUAAGCCCCACAUAGUGAAGAAAUCCAUCAAGUACCUGGAGCAAGGAACUCAGGACACCAAAGAUGUGCUGGGGCUGAUGGGCAAGGCAACAUAUUUUAUGAUGCAGCAGAACUUCUCAGGGGCCCUGGAGGUGGUGAAUCAGGUCACUGCAGCCUCAGGGAACUUCCUGCCUGGCUUAGUACUAAAGAUGCAGCUGUUCCUGGCUCGGCAGGACUGGGAACAGACGGUAGAAACUGGACACAGAAUCCUUGAAAAAGAUGAAAACAAUAUUGAUGCCUGGCAAAUUCUAGCUGUGCAUGAGCUUGUGAGAGAAGGGAACAUGACCACAGCUGCUGAUCAUGUUAGAAAUCUAAUCAAGGCACUAGAAGCUCGAGAACCCCAGAAUCCAAGCCUCCACCUUAAGAAGAUUCUUGUGGUCAGCAGACUGUGUGGGAGGCACCAGGCAGUUCAGCGGCUAGUGAGCAGCUUCAUGGAGCGCAUUUUCAUGUCCACACCCUCCUGUGCCCUUGUGGCCACAGAGCUGGGCUAUCUCUUCAUCCUACAGCACCAAGUGAAGGAGGCGUGUCAGUGGUACAAGGAGGCCAUGAAGCUGGAGAAUAGGCUGGCUACCUUGGCAGGGAACAUCUGGUGCCUGAUCUUACAGGGCCAGCUGGAGGAGGCUGCGUACCAGCUGGAGUUCUUGAAGGCGGUACAACAGUCCCUUGGGAAAUCUGAGGUGCUGUUUUUCCUGCAAGCCCUUGUAGCAUCUAAGAAGCAAAAUGGAGAGCAGGAGGCCACAGAGCUCCUGAAAGAGGCUGUGGAGCUGCACUUCUCCAGCAUGCAAGGCCUGCCCCUGGGUCCUGAGUACUUUGAGAAGUUGGACCCUCUCUUUCUGGUCUGCAUUGCCAAGGAGUAUCUGCAUUUCUGUCCUAAGCAGCCUCGGUCACCAGGCCAGCUGGUGUCUCCCCUUCUUAAACAAGUCACUAUGAUCUUAAGUCCUGUGGUAAAGGCAGCCCCAGCCAUGAUGGACCCUCUAUAUGUGACAGCUCAGGUCAAGUUUCUCUCAGGAGAGCUGGAGAAUGCCCAGAGUACCCUGCAGCACUGCCUGGAGCUGGACCCCACCUUCGUGGAUGCCCAUCUCCUCAUGUCUCAGAUCUACCUGGCGCAGGACAACUUCGCCAUGUGUUUCCACUGCUUAGAGCUGGGUGUCAGCCACAACUUCCAGGUCCGAGACCAUCCUCUCUACCAUUUCAUCAAAGCCAGAGCCCUCAACAAGACUGGUGACUAUGCAGAGGCCAUAAAGACGCUGAAAAUGAUCAUGAAAUUACCCACCAUGAAGUUAGAAGAAGGCAAGAAGUUCCCUGGGCCCUCCGUGCAGCCCAGUGAGCGAGCAUCCAUCUUACUGGAGUUGGUAGAAGCCCUCCGGCUGAAUGGGGAGCUGCACGAGGCCACCAAGAUCAUGCAAGACGCUAUCAAUGAGUUCAGUGGCACACCAGAGGAGAUGCGCAUCACGGUUGCCAACGUAGACUUGGCCCUGAGCAAGGGCCAUGUGGACAUGGCACUGAACAUGCUGAGGGGCAUUACGCCCAAGCAACCCUACUACACGGAAGCCAGGGAGAAGAUGGCCAGCAUCUACCUGCACACCCGCAAGGACAUUCGCCUCUACAUCGGCUGCUACCUGGAGCUCUGCCAACAUCUGCCCGGUCCCCACAGCAGCCUGCUACUAGGCGAUGCUUUCAUGAGCAUUCAGGAGCCUGAAAAGGCCCUGGAGGUGUAUGACGAGGCCUAUAGAAAGAACCCACGUGAUGCCUCCCUGGUCAGCAGGAUUGGGCAAGCCUACGUGAAGACCCACCAGUACAGCAAGGCCAUUAAUUAUUACGAGGCUGCCCAGAAGAUCAGUGGGCAGGACUUUAUGUGCUGUGAUCUGGCUGAACUGCUCCUGAAGUUAAAGAAGUUCCACAAAGCAGAAAAGAUUCUGAAGCAAGCCCUGGACCGUGACUCGGCUGUCAAAGACAUCCCGUCCAUGAUGCAUGAGGUUAAGUGCUUGCUUCUGCUGGCCAAGGUUUACAAGAGCCAUAAAAAAGAAGAAGUGGUACAAACACUGAACCAGGCCUUGGACCUCCAGUCCAGGAUACUGAAGCGUGUUCCUUUGGAGCAACCAGAAAUGAUCCCCUUCCAGAAGAAGCAGGCGGCCUCCAUCUGCAUCCAGUUUGGGGAGCACUACCUAGCAGAAAAGGACUACCCCAGUGCAGUGCGGUCUUACAAGGAUGCUCUCUCAUACUCACCUACUGACAAUAAGGUGGUGCUGGAGCUGGCUCGGCUUUACCUGCUCCAGGGGCACCUUGACCUGUGCGAGCAGCACUGUGGUGCACUCCUACGGAUGGAGCAGACCCAAGAGACAGCCCAGGUGAUGCUGGCCGACCUGAUGUUUAGAAAACAGAACUAUGAAGCAGCCAUCAGUCACUACCGCCAAGUGCUGGAGAAAGCGCCAGACAAUUUUUCAGUAUUGAAUAAAUUGAUGGAUCUGCUACGACGGGGUGGCAAGCUUGAAGAGGCUCCUGCCUUCUUUGAUCUGGCCAGGAAGGUGUCUAGUAGGGUGCCUUUGGAGCCAGGGUUCAGCUACUGCCAAGGCAUCUAUUGCUGGCACAUCGGGCAGCCCAAUGAAGCCUUGAAGUUCCUAAACAAAGCCCGCAAGGACAGCACUUGGGGUCAUAACGCCACCUACUACAUGGUGCAGAUCUGUCUGAAUCCGGACAAUGAGAUAAUAGGUGGAGAGGCUUUUGAGAGCCUGUUGGCUGAUGGCAACUCUGCCAGUAGGAAAGAGUGCCAACAGCAGGGGGUGCGUACUGCAGAGAAGCUGCUGCGGGAGUUCUACCCACAUUCGGACUCUGGGCACACCCAGCUGCGGCUGCUACAGAGCCUCUGCCUGCUGGCCACCAGGGAGAAGGCCAACGUGGAGGUGGCACUGGGCACCUUCAUCGAGAUGGCCCAGGCUGAGAAGGACAGCAUCCCAUCACUGCUGGCCAUGGCACAGGCCUAUAUGCUGCUGAAGCAGAUCCCAAAGGCCCGCACACAGCUGAAGCGCCUGGCCAAGGCUCCGUGGACACUGGAGGAGGCAGAGGACCUGGAGAAGAGCUGGCUCCUGUUAGCAGACAUCUACUGCCAAAGUGGCAAGUUUGACUUGGCCACGGAGCUGCUGCGCCGCUGCCUGCAGUACAACAAGUCCUGUUGCAAGGCCUAUGAGUACAUGGGUUUCAUCAUGGAGAAAGAGCAGUCUUACAAGGAUGCAGCCACCAACUAUGAGCUGGCCUGGAAAUACAGUCAUCAGGCCAACCCCAGCAUUGGUUUCAAACUGGCUUUCAACUACUUGAAGGAUAAGAAGUUUGUGGAUGCCAUUGAAGUCUGCCACAGUGUUCUGACGGAGCACCCCAACUAUCCCAAGAUCAGAGAGGAAAUUUUGGAGAAAGCCCAGGGGUCCUUGAGGCCCUAGCUGUGGCCAGAGGGGGCUUGGACCUGUAGAAGCCACCAAUCUACAGAAGUCUCAUGGGGAGGGUAGGAAGUGAAUCAACUGAGAAAUAAUUCAGAAAAGGACAUAUUCUCUCGAUUUCUAUAUUGUAUGUGGUUUAUUUGGAAUCAUGCCUCAUUGAGCCUAAGGGUUCCGGAAGCUCUACAUUUUUAAGGAGAUUAAGUAAUUUUGCUAUAGGUAGGGAAGAGAUCAACUGGCUUAGCUUCUGCUGGGCUUUGAUUUGAAGGCUCCUUUCUAACACUUGUCCCCCCCUCCCCGCCCCCCCGCCU